AUGGGCGGCACUCUGGGGGCCUCGGUGGCGGAGGAGGUCGUGGAUGUGGCCAUCAUAGGCAAUGGCCCGAGCGGGCUGGCCUUGGCCGCCGCCUUGAGCGGGCUGGUGCCCGAGGUGCUCCGGAACCCACCGCUGUCCCGGGACCCCGCUGUCAACGCGGCCGCCCGGCGGCUGGCAGGCAGGGCGCUGGACGAGGCCGCGUUGUUCGGGGAGGACAUCCAGCGGCGGUGCGUGAACCCCAGCGCGGCGCUGGUGGACGCUCUGCGCUUCCCCGGCGGCGACGGGGUCGGGGACUCGCUGCUGCGCUACGGUCAGCUGAAGCCAUUGCUGCGCCACGCCGUGGUGGGCCGGGGCCCGCCCGGCGGCAGCUGGCAGUCGAUGUCCCCGUCCACGGUGACGCUGUCCCCUGGCAGCUGGAUGGACUUGCCAGGCCAUUCCCUGGACGAGCAUCUGCGCACCAACGCCUCCGACGAGGCCAAGAAGCUCCUGCGGUACUACGGCAGCGCGCAGGCGCUGAGCAAUGCCCGGGUGCCGCGGUGGCUGGUGGCCGAAUACUACGGCUCCUACGCGCGGAACCUCUCGGCGACGGCCUUCCACUCGGGCACGGUGGAGGCCAUGGAGGAGGAGGGCGACUGCUGGCGCCUGCAGAUCUCCGGAGAGGAGGGCUGCUACGCGCUAAAGGCAGGGAUCGAAGUCUUGGAGUUGGAUGGUGACCGAUUCCCGGAUGGCCAAGCUACCAGCGUCAUCAAGCGGCUCAUCCACCAGGAGAGGCAGAUCUCGAUCUUCAGGCAGCAGCUGCUGGUUGGCGAGACGUUCAUCUCAGAUGCUUCGAGCUGGGUGAUGCUCGCAGAGCAGGAGCUGCAGGUGGUCUUCACCGACUACGUGGAGGACUACAGCGCCGCCUUCUUGGCCGCGGCCGCGGAUGGCAACGCAGAUGUGUUGGCGGAGUGCCUGACAGCCUGCCAGGACCCGGACGUGACGGAUGAACAGGCGCAGACGGCCUGCUGGAAGGCCUGCGAGGCCGAGCACCUUGAGGUGCUGCUGCUGCUCCGCGAUGCCUGCGCAGACGUUGAGAAGCCCGACGCCUUCGGGCGACGGCCCCUGCACGCGGCAGCGCGGCGCAACCGCGCGGAGGCGGCGCAGCGCUUGCUGGAGACCCGCGCGGACGUGAAUCCCAUGUCCCAUGAUGAGCUGACUCCUCUGCACCUCGCCGCCCAACUCGGCUGCGAUGAGGUGCUGGGAUGCUUACUGGAUGCGGCGGCCGACGCGAAUCUCGCAGGCAAAGACGGCGCCACGGGCCUCUUCUGCGCAGCCAGCUGUGGGCACCUGCGAUGCCUGGCGCAGCUGCUCUCCGCGCGAGCGGAUGUAAAUGCCGCGACGGAGAACGGGGAGACGCCGCUCUUUGCAGCCGCGCAGCAUGGCUACCUGUCGGUGGUCAGCUGCCUUUUGAGCGCCUCGGCAGACUCGGACCGCGCGGCCAACGACGGGCUCACGCCUCUGCUGAUGGCGGCCCAGAGUUCCCAGUGGCGCAUCUUCCGGUUCCUGGUCCAAGCUGGAGCUAACUUGAGCCUAGCCGCGCUGGACGGCGCCACGCCGCUGUCCAUUGCCACGCUCAACGGCUGCUUAGAGGACGUGAAGCUGCUCCUGGCCUGGCGCGCCGAGGUCGACUCCUGCGCCAGGGGCAGCCAGCCGCUCUUCACCGCGGCCAAGCACGGGCAGCCGGAGCUGGUGAGAGCGCUGCUGGGCGCGCGGGCCGCCGUGGACAAGCCGGAGCGGGGCGCUACACCCCUCUUCGUGGCCGCGAAGUACGACCGCCUCGCCUCGGCGCAGCUUCUCAUCGAAGCAGGUGCUGACAAGGACAAAGCCGAUUCCCACGGCGCCACCCCGCUCUUCAUUGCGGCCAAGUAUGGCCAGGCGGACAUGGUCCGCUUCCUCAUAGAAGCCCGGGCGGACAUGGAUGCGGUGGGGCAGAACGGGCUGACCCCUCUGCUCAUGGCGGUGCAUAUGGGGCGCCAGGACACAGUGGAGGUCCUUUGCGCCCUCAAGGCCGAGGUCAACAAACCCGGGCCCCACGGAGAAACGCCGCUGUUAAAAGCAGCCCAGGAGGGCGACCUCGGGCUGUGCCAGCUGUUGGUGCAGGCAGCCGCGGACCUGAACUGCCCGGCCCAGGACGGCGCCACGCCUUUGGUGGUGGCAGCGCAGAGCGGGCAGCUGCCGGUGCUGCGAUACCUGGCCGACGCGAACGCAGAGCUGGACAAAGUGGGCCAGCACGGCGCCACGGCCUUGUUCAUCGCUGCUCUGCGGAACCACGCGCCCAUGGCGGAGUUGCUCAUUGAGCGGAGGGCCCAACUGGAGAAGCCGGGCGCUGACGGCGCCACGCCUCUUCGCGUGGCCGCGCAGCACGGGUCUUUGGACGCGGCGCGGAGUCUGGUGGCCGCGUCCGCGGAGGUGUGCGACGAGGUGGCCACCCUCCUGCGCGAAGCGGAGGCGCGCGCAGUGGCGCUGGCCUGCGGCAGCUUCGCGACGCCCCGGCGCCUGGAGAUUUUCGGGGAGGAGCUCCCCUUUGUUACCCACCGGCCCCCCAUCCACACGCCGGCACUUAUGGAGAAGAUCGGGCAUUUGCUGGUGGUAGGCGCAGGCCUGAGCGCCGCGGACGCCAUUUUGCACGUCCUCACCGGCCCCGGUGCGGCAGCAGGUGCCGCCGGGCGGAAGGUGCAGGUGACCCACGUGUUCCGGGGCGCCGCGCAGCAGACGAAGAUCGGCAAGAUGUUUGGCGGCUCCACAAGCUCCACGUACCGCGACGAGGAGUGGCUGGCGCGGCUCAUGGCGCGAAAGGACUCCGACCCGCGGUACCGACCCCUGGCGGAGGCGCAGCUGUUGGAGAUCACGGAGGAGGGCACCUGCAAAUUGCAGACGCCCACGGGCGAGGAGACCGUCGCUGAGGUCUCGGUGGUGGCUCUGCUGCUGGGCGCCCUGCCGGACCUCGGGUUCCUCCCGCGGCGCCUGCGGAGGGCGCUGAAAGCCGCGCCGCAUGCGGCGGUGACGCGCACGGACGGGCAGAUCAGCAGCCACCCGCAGUUCCUGGAGGUGAACCAGGAGACCUUGCAGCUGGCGGAUGCGGACACCAAAGAGGUCCUAGCGCCCAACGUCUUUGCUGCGGGACCCUUAAGGGGCGACAACUUCGUGCGAUUCCUGAUCGGCGACGCCUUUGUGAUCCGCCAACAGGUGGCAGCGUCGGCGAAGCUGGCGCGGGAGUCGGCAUGA
Molecule: messenger RNA, 3264 nt
Organism: Effrenium voratum
Lineage: Eukaryota; Dinophyceae; Suessiales; Symbiodiniaceae
Source: the annotation of a GenBank genome assembly